CGCCAAACGCGUACUGAAGCGCGGGAAACCAGCGGGAAGAGUGAACGAGGAUAGCAAAGUGUGGGUCGGCCUGAUCUGGAUUCUCCAUAGAAUCUAUUGCUGGCCUGAGUUGACGGUACAGGUUUGCACUUUUAACUCCUUAGCUGAGUCAAAUCAAGAUUUAGCCUGAAAACAUGGAGGGGUUUGAUGAUCCUGGGGUGUUUUUCUCUGAUAAUUUUGGUGGUGAUGAUCCGCAAACUCAAGACUCGCAAGUGAACGUUCAAGCGGUGAAAAGAAAAUUGAAAGAAUUUCUACGUCAGUUUCACGAAGGAAAUUUUAAUUACAAAUACAGAGAUACGCUUAAGAGACAUUACAAUCUUGGCCAGUAUUGGUUGGAAGUGAACUUGGAAGAUUUGGCCAGUUUUGAUGAUGCUUUGGCCGAAAAAAUGUAUAAGCAACCUUCUGAAUAUAUACCAGUUUUUGAGGAAGCAGCGAAGGAUGUGGCAGAUGAGAUAACAGCUCCUCGGCCUCUGGGAGAAGAACAUGUGGAGGAUGUUCAGAUUCUUCUAUCUUCGGAUUCAAACCCAGCUUCCCUUAGGAACUUGAAGAGUGAUGUGGUUUCACGAUUGGUGAAAGUUCCUGGAAUAAUUGUGUCAGCUUCUGGCAUUCGAGCUAAAGCCACCAAAAUAUCCAUUCAGUGUCGGUCAUGUCGAACAGUUAUUCCCAAUCUUCCUUUGAAGCCUGGCCUGGAAGGGUAUGUUUUGCCCCGCCGAUGUAAUACAGAACAAGCAGGAAGACCUAAAUGCCCUCUGGAUCCAUUUUUUAUUGUACCAGACAAAUGCUCUUGUGUAGAUUUUCAAGUUUUGAAAUUGCAAGAGAUGCCCGAUUCCAUACCACAAGGUGAAAUGCCUCGUCAUUUACAAUUGUAUUGUGAUCGUUACUUGUGUGAACGAGUGGUACCUGGUAACAAAGUGAUGAUACUUGGCAUUUAUUCUAUUAAAAAAAUAAGUGCUAAAUCGAAUAAACGAGCAGGAAAAGAGAAAGCUAUUGUUGGUAUUCGUGCUCCUUAUUUGCGAGUUAUUGGCAUUCAAGUAGAUGGAGAAGGAGCCAGUUUCACUUCACAGUUACCUAUUUCUGCUGAUGAGGAAGAUGCAUUUCGGAGAUUGGCUAGUAGUCCUGACAUGUAUGAGAGACUUGCAAGGAGCAUUGCUCCAAGUAUUUACGGUUCUGAGGACAUCAAGAAAGCCAUUGGGUGUCUUUUGUUUGGGGGCUCCAGAAAGAAAAUGCCUGAUGGUUUAAUGAGACGAGGUGACAUCAAUAUACUUCUUCUGGGUGAUCCUGGAACAGCCAAGUCACAGCUAUUGAAGUUUGUGGAGCGAGUUGCUCCAAUUGCUGUUUAUACUUCAGGAAAAGGUUCUUCUGCCGCUGGUUUAACAGCUUCCGUAACACGUGACCCUGCGACUAAAAAGUCAAUGAUUGAAUUGAAACUUUUGCAGCGUAACUUUGUGAUGGAAGGAGGUGCCAUGGUGCUCGCUGAUGGAGGAGUAGUGUGCAUUGAUGAAUUUGACAAGAUGAGGGAGGAUGAUCGUGUAGCCAUCCAUGAAGCUAUGGAACAGCAAACGAUUUCUAUUGCAAAGGCAGGCAUCACUACUACAUUGAAUUCACGUUGCUCAGUUCUUGCUGCUGCUAAUUCAAUAUUUGGGCGAUGGGAUGACAUGAAAGGAGAGGAAAACAUUGACUUCAUGCCAACUAUCCUUUCAAGAUUUGACAUGAUUUUCAUAGUAAAAGAUGAACAUGAUGAAGCCAGAGAUACUACUCUUGCGAAACACAUCAUGGGUGUUCAUAUGAAUGCUGGUCAAGGCACUGAUAAUUCAAGUGAAGGAGAACUGUCAUUGAUUUUCAUCAAGAAGUUCAUUAAUUUUUGUCGAAGAACUUGUGGGCCACGUCUCUCUGAAGAAGCUGGUAAUAAAUUGAAAAGUCGUUAUGUGUUGCUUAGAAGUGGUACUCGAGAACAUGAAUUAGAAACAGACAAGCGAUUGUCUAUUCCAAUAACUGUCAGGCAAUUGGAAGCAAUAAUUAGAAUAGCUGAGUCCCUGGCAAAAAUGCAAUUGCAACCUUUUGCAAACGAGAACCAUGUAAGUGAAGCACUGAGAUUGUUCCAAGUAUCAACACUUGAUGCAGCUAUGUCUGGAAGCUUGGCUGGUGCAGAAGGUUUUACCACUGAAGAAGACCAUGAGAUGUUGACGCGUAUAGAGAAGCAACUUAAAAGACGCUUUGCUAUAGGCUCACAAGUUUCAGAGCAUAAUAUUGUUCAAGACUUCUUGAGACAGAAAUACCCUGAGAGGGCAAUUUUUAAAGUAAUCCACACAAUGAUUCGCCGAGGAGAAUUGCAACACCGCAUGCAACGGAAAAUGCUGUAUCGAUUGAUGUAAGACACACUUGCUGAAAUUCAACUAUAGUAUUUUUUUUUAAAAAUAGCAUACCCCUUCCAGCACAAGAAAUCAAAUAUGCGACCAUUUUCUCCUUGAUCCAAGGCAUCCAGCUGAGUCAUUUCACUGUCACUCAAAUCAAAAUCAAAUAUCUCAAAAUUCUGUUUAAUUCUGUCUGGAUUGGCACUCUUUGGAAUGACAGGUAUCCCAGAUUGCACAAGGUGCCUUAAAAGGAUUUGUGCUGGUGUUUUCUUAUAUUUGAAGGCUAAUUCACUCACAGCAGGUGUCCCGAGCACAUCAGGAAACUUGUCAGGACUGUAGUUGUAUUUCUUCAUAAAGUGUGCCUUCGCUCCUGGAGACCCGAGAGGAGAAUAAGCAAUAACGGUUAUACCCUGUUCCUUGCAGUAGUGGCGAAUUUCCUUCUGUUGGAAAUAUGCAUGCAGUUCCACUUGGAGGACAACAGGAGGUAUUCGAGAAUUCUUGAUGAUUCGGUCUAUUUGAGAUAUAUUAAAAUUAGACAAACCGAUUCCCUUCGCUUUACCUGCAUCUACUUGCUCCUCUAGUGCCUUCCAAAUAGCCAAAUGGUCAGUGCCCUUAUCUAAAACCCAGUUUCCGUUUUCUUCAGCAGGCACUUCUCCACUGCUGUCAGGAAAAAAAGCAAAGGGAUGGUGAAACAAAUAAAGGUCUACAUAAUCCAACUGAAGGCGUUGGAGGGAUUUUUUCAAAUAUUUAGGAACGUCUGAAGGUCGAUUUCCAAAAUGAGGCAGCUUCGUCGUUAUGAAUAUAUCAUUACGUUUAAUCUUUCCAGCAUCCAUCCAUUCUUUGAGAACAUUGCCGAUUGUUUCUUCAUUGGUAUAAUUAAAUGCAGUAUCGAUAUGCCUAUAGCCGGCUUUAAGAGCCUCCUCCAAUGCAGCUUUUACUUCUUCUGAUUUUGCCUGCCAUGUUCCUAGACCCACUAAUGGAAUUUUCUGACCGCUUUGCAGCGCAAUACUGUUUGGUAAAGUCAUUAUCUUGCCCUCUGCACUGUGAACAACUCGUUUCGUUGAUUAUACGCGUACGCGUGUGUUCCUGUGUUGGGUUAUUUCUGACGCUGAAACCUUUUUGUACUAUUUUAACCGCCGGUUGAGAGGACACACAGGAUCGAUGAGGACACAGAAACUGGAGGAAGAC
Molecule: messenger RNA, 3578 nt
Organism: Gryllus bimaculatus (two-spotted cricket)
Lineage: Eukaryota; Metazoa; Arthropoda; Insecta; Orthoptera; Gryllidae
Source: the annotation of a GenBank genome assembly